AUGGCUGGACAUGUUGAUAAAAAACAAAAAAAUGGUACCUCUUUAGACUCUCUAAAACAGACUGGUACCGUGAUUGUAGCAGAUACAGGUGAUUUCGAAUCAAUAGAGCAGUACAAACCUCAGGAUUCAACUACGAAUCCAACUUUAAUCUUGCAAGCUACUAAAAAGGAACAAUAUUCUGGCCUUAUUGAUGUAGCUGUCAAUUAUGCCAAGAUGAAUUCCGAUAACUUUGAUGAACAAGUGGAUUUGGCUUUUGAUAGAUUACUCGUAGAAUUUGGCAGAGAAAUUUUACAAAUUGUUCCAGGAAGAGUCUCGACAGAAGUUGAUGCCAGACUAUCUUUUGACAAAGAUGCCAGUGUUAAUAAAGCUUUAAAAAUAAUUAAGCUAUACGAAGAAAUAGGUGUACCCAAAGAAAGAGUAUUGAUUAAAUUAGCUUCAACUUGGGAAGGAAUCCUUGCUGCUAAAGAGCUUGAAUCAAAGCAUGGAAUUCAUGUCAAUUGUACUUUGUUAUUCUCUUUUCCCCAAGCUGUCGCGGCUGCAGAAGCUGGCGUCACUUUGAUUUCUCCUUUUGUAGGAAGAAUAAUGGACUGGUAUAAAAACAAAACUGGUAAAACAUAUUCUGGUGAAGAUGACCCUGGUGUCAAAUCUGUAAAGAAAAUUUUCAAUUACUAUAAGAAACAUGGUUAUAAAACAAUUGUUAUGGGUGCCUCUUUUAGAAAUAUCGAAGAAUUGAGAGCUUUAGCUGGUAUUGAUUAUUUAACUAUAUCACCAAAACUACUGGAUGAAUUAUAUAAAAGUAAGGAUCCAAUACCAAAAGUUCUCGAUGUAGAGACUGCAAAAACAUUAGGUGAAGAAAAGGUUUCCUUUAUAGAUGAUGAAUCUUCCUUCCGGUUUGCACUGAACGAGGAUGCAAUGGCAACAGAGAAAUUAUCAGAAGGUAUCAGAUUAUUCUCCAAAGAUGCAGUAACCUUAUUUGAAGAUUUGAAGAAACGGAUUGAAGAAACGGAUUGA
Messenger RNA from Vanderwaltozyma polyspora DSM 70294, 1011 nucleotides. RefSeq names its product transaldolase. The coding region runs from base 1 to 1011 and encodes 336 amino acids. Lineage: Eukaryota; Fungi; Ascomycota; Saccharomycetes; Saccharomycetales; Saccharomycetaceae. Gene Ontology annotation, cellular component: cytoplasm; intracellular anatomical structure. Gene Ontology annotation, molecular function: transaldolase activity. The transcript has a single exon. The record is from RefSeq and is a predicted model, not a curated record. Gene Ontology annotation, biological process: carbohydrate metabolic process; pentose-phosphate shunt; pentose-phosphate shunt, non-oxidative branch.